ACCAAAACAACAGUUCUAUGACAACAGUCGUAAUUCAUGACUUGUUUGAACGUGUAAUAUUUACGCAAUACAAUCAAAAUAAGUUUUCAUCGUGUUUUAAAAUAAUGGAAGAAUUUGUAAAUGUUUCUGUUAGAAUAAGACCACCAUCAAAAGAAGAAAUAUUAAACAGUUCGUUAAAAGUUAUUAACAAACAACCAGCGAUUUUGCUACUAGUUGAUAAAUCCCAGUCAUACCAUUUUGAUAAUGUAUUUACUUAUGAGACGACACAAAAAGAGAUUUAUAAUGACACUGUAAAACGUUUAGUUCAGAAAGUAAAAGCUGGCUAUAACUGUACGGUUUUUGCUUAUGGGCAAACUGGCACUGGUAAAACAUACACAAUUGGUACAAAUCCGGAUAUAAAAAAUGAGAGCGAGGCUGGGUUAAUAUCGAGAGCUUUGGAGGAUUUUUUUAAUUGUGCUGAUGAAGAUAAUGAAGUCGAAAUUACCAUUUCAUUCAUUGAAAUUUAUAAUGAAAAAGUGUUUGACUUGCUAGAGUCAAAUAAACCCAAACACCCUCUUCCUAUAAAGGGUUUCACAGUUCAAGGCUUUACAAAAGUGAUGGUUCACAACAUGAAUGAAGCUCUACGAUAUUUACAAGGUGGAAGUCGACAACGUCAUAUAGGAGGAACAAAACAAAAUACAAAUAGCUCCAGAUCACAUGCAAUUUUCUCCAUUCAUUGUUGCAUUCGCAAUAGUGAAUUCGAAACAGUUGCAAAACUGAAUUUAGUAGAUCUAGCAGGUUCUGAAAGUGUUCGAAAGACAGGUAAUCAAGGGUCUAGUUUUUAUGAAGGGGUUAAUAUCAAUAAAGGAUUAUUGAGUCUUGGACAAGUCAUGACAGCAUUAUCAAGUAAUUCUGGUCAUGUUCCAUAUCGACAGUCAGUAAUAACAACCAUUCUUCAAGAUUCCUUGAAUAAGAGGAAUUUUAUCUCGCUCAUUGCUUGUGUUAGUUCUAAUUCAGAUGAUUUGGGAGAAACUUUACAGACGUUAGAAUUUUCAAAUCGCGUCAAGAAAAUGAAAAAUAAACCUGAAGUAAAUGAUUUUAUUGUACAGUAUCGUAAAGAUAAUCCAACACUAUUUACCAACAAUGGUCCAAAACUACAGACACCUUUAAAGAGGUCAAAUGGCUUGUUACAUGAGACUCCAUUUAAAAAACGUAGAAAUGUUUUGCCUUUGAUUCACGAACCUGCUCUUUCUGAAAAUGACUCAAAAUUUGAUAUCUCGCCUCUGUUUUCCUCCAGUAUGACCUCUGUAACAAGUGAUCAUCAACAAAAUUUUAGUCCUGUGCUUAGAAAAUACAUGAAUCAGAUGGAAAGCUCGUUGAUGAAUAAGUUGCAAGAUGUCAUUACAAGUACAAUGAAACGCCCCGCACGAAUAAAAUUUCCGAAAGAAGACAAAGAAAAUGAAAUGUGUGCCAGAUUUGACAAAGAUGCUAUGUCUGACGAUGACGGAGCCAAAUUGAUAACUAGUGGAUCUGGUUCCUCAAUAACAACUGAAAGUCCUGUAUUUGCAAGGGACAAUCCACACAUUUUGAAUUGUAGCAGAACUGAUAGAUAUUCGAAUAAUAACAAUUCAUUGUAUCAUGAAAGCAGCCAUCUGAACGCGGAAAGUGAUACAAUUUUUAAAGUACCUGCACCAGUCGCUAAAACAAAUAACUUAAGAAGAAAAAAUAGUGUACAAUUACAACCAAAGAAGUCAUGUGAUACACAAUUAGAUAAUACCUUCAGAAGACGAAGUCUAAGAAUUCAGAUGAAAAAUGGUGAAGUAAAUGAAAACGAUAAAAUCAGUGCAAAGGAGAAUAUAUCCAGACGGCGUAGUGUACGAUUACAAAUGAAAAAAGUCAACAGCGGUCAUGACGACACACUACCGUUAGAUAGUCCUGAGCAACAAUCAAAAGAAUCGACAAGAGUUUAUUCACCUUCUCUUGCAUGUACCUGUAAGAAGGCCAGUAGAUCUCAAACGUUAAUAGUAAGUCCGCAAGAUAACCUUCUAACCGCUCGAAAAAAACAGAUUUUGACUAUACUAAACGAAGGAACUCUUCGCCAACUAGAAAAAUUACAUACAGUUGGUACUAAAACUGCUGAAAAAAUAUUGUUGUUCAGGUUGUUAAAGGGCAAAUUCAAGUCAAUAUCUGAUCUGAAAGAAAUGCCCUACUGGACGGAAAAAAAGUACGACAAAUUUAUGGCAGAAAAUUUUUUACGAAAUUAAUUACCACAAAAGCAUAGCAGAAAUAGGGUUUAAAACUGAAUAUAAUACAUGGGUACAAAUGAGUAAAUUAAAUAGUUCUACAAGAGUGAUUUUUAUGUUUGUUAUAUGUUUGUACAAAAAUACAGUUUUAUUCAUCCAAA
Zophobas morio is the source of this 2383-nucleotide messenger RNA. Its product is annotated as kinesin-like protein KIF11. Gene Ontology annotation, molecular function: ATP binding; microtubule motor activity; microtubule binding. NCBI's taxonomy places the organism in Eukaryota, Metazoa, Arthropoda, Insecta, Coleoptera, Tenebrionidae. Gene Ontology annotation, biological process: microtubule-based movement; mitotic spindle organization; spindle elongation. The transcript is spliced from 9 exons. The record is from RefSeq and is a predicted model, not a curated record. The coding region runs from base 18 to 2243 and encodes 741 amino acids. Gene Ontology annotation, cellular component: microtubule associated complex.